CUUUCCGUCGAGGUCUCUGGGCUGCUCGGGCUCGGAGGGGUGGCCCCGGGGACCGCGGCGCGGCCUGGGGCCCCGUGGUGGCCCGGCGGCUUGCAGCCGAGCCCCGGGGCGAAGGAAGCGGCUCUUCCUCUCCAGCCCCCGCCCUCCCGGCUCGGGCGCACACCUCCUCCCUGACGCAUUUUGCCGCACAAGCUGUAAUAUGGCGGCAGCGACGGCAGCCUCGGCUCCCGGGAGCUAGGUUCGUUUUGGAGGCUUCAGAACCGGGAGACGGAGCGCUGCGGCGUGGUGUAGUAACAUGCACCUGUCAUCCCAGCAGCAUUCAGGAGGCUGAGGCAGAAGGAUUGCCAUAAAUUGUAGGCCAGCCUAGGCUAUAAAGAGCAAAACAAUUGGCUCAGUCAUUCUUGGUGGAUUUUUGUUUUUUUAUUGUUUCCCCCAACUUAAAGACUGAAGUGUUGGAACCAUGGGGAUAAAGGUCCAGCGUCCUCGGUGUUUUUUUGACAUUGCCAUUAAUAAUCAACCUGCUGGAAGAGUUGUCUUUGAAUUAUUUUCCGAUGUAUGUCCCAAAACGUGUGAGAACUUUCGCUGCCUUUGCACAGGUGAAAAAGGGACAGGGAAAUCAACUCAGAAGCCAUUACAUUAUAAGAGCUGUCUCUUUCAUAGAGUUGUCAAGGAUUUCAUGGUUCAGGGUGGUGACUUCAGUGAAGGGAAUGGAAGAGGAGGAGAAUCUAUUUAUGGAGGAUUCUUUGAAGAUGAGAGUUUUGCUGUUAAACACAACAAAGAGUUUCUCUUAUCAAUGGCCAACAGAGGGAAGGAUACAAAUGGCUCUCAGUUCUUUAUAACAACAAAACCAACUCCUCAUUUAGAUGGGCAUCAUGUUGUUUUUGGGCAAGUGAUCUCUGGUCAGGAAGUUGUGAGAGAGAUUGAAAACCAGAAAACAGAUGCCGCUAGCAAACCAUUUGCUGAAGUUCGGAUACUCAGUUGCGGAGAGCUGAUUCCAAAGUCUAAGGUUAAGAAAGAAGAAAAGAAAAGGCAUAAGUCCUCGUCCUCCUCCUCCUCCAGUGACUCAGACAGCUCAAGCGAUUCUCAGUCCUCCUCUGAGUCUUCUGAUUCUGAAAGCGCUUCCGAAGAAAAAUCCAGAAAAAGGAAAAAGAAACAUAGGAAAAAUUCCCGAAAGCAUAAGAAGGAGAAGAAGAAGCGAAAGAAAAGCAAGAAAAGCCCAUCUAGUGAAAGUGAAGCAGAAAAUGUUGAUGCACAGCCCCAGUCUACUGUCCGUCCAGAAGAGAUCCCUCCUAUACCAGAAAAUAGAUUUCUAAUGAGAAAAAGUCCUCCUAAAGCCGAUGACAAGGAGAGGAAAAACAGAGAGAGAGAAAGAGAAAGAGAGUGUAAUCCACCUAACUCCCAGCCUGCUUCAUACCAGCGACGAUUCUUAGUUACUAGGUCUGGCAGGAAAAUUAAAGGAAGAGGACCGAGGCGUUAUCGAACUCCUUCCAGAUCCAGAUCGAGGGAUCGAUUCAGACGAAGUGAGACUCCUCCACAUUGGAGACAAGAGAUGCAGAGAGCUCAGAGAAUGAGGGUGUCAAGUGGUGAAAGAUGGAUCAAAGGGGAUAAGAGUGAGUUAAAUGAAAUAAAAGAAAAUCAAAGGAGCCCAGUUAGAGUAAAAGAGAAAAAAAUAACAGAUCACAGACACAUGUCUGAGAGUCCAAACAGAAAAGUAGAAAAGGAAAAGAAAGCUAAAGACCAUAAAUCUGAAAGCAAAGAGAGAGACAUCAGAAGAAAUUCAGAAAAAGAUGAUAAAUAUAACAAAAACAAAGUGAAGAAAAGGGGCAAAUCCAAGAGUAGGAGCAAGAGCAAGGAGAGAUCCAAGAGUAAGGAGCGAGACUCGAAGCACAGCAGACACGAAGACAAGAGGGUGAGGUCAAGAAGUAAAGAAAGGGAUCAUGAGACUACUAAAGAAAAAGAAAAACCACUGGAUCCUAAAGGGAAAGAUCAGGAAAGGAGUAGAAGCAAAGAGAACUCCAAACAGGUAGAAUCAAAAAGUAAUGAACAUGAUCAUAGCAAAAGUAAAGAAAAGGAUAGACGUGCACAGUCCAGGAGUAGAGAACGGGAUCUGACUAAAAGUAAACACAGUUACAACAGUAGAACAAGGGAGCGGAGCAGAAGUAGGGACAGGAGCAGAAGAGUGCGGUCCAGAAGCCACGACAGAGAUCGCAGCAGAAGCAAGGAGUACCAUAGAUACAGAGAACAGGAGUAUAGGAGAAGAGGAAGGUCACGAAGCCGGGAUCGAAGAACGCCAGGACGAUCGAGAAGUAAAGAUAGGAGGAGAAGAAGGAGGGAUUCCCGGAGCUCAGAGAGAGAAGAAAGUCAAAGUAGAAACAAAGAUAAAUAUAGAAGCCAAGAAAGUAAGAGUUCACACAGAAAAGAAAAUUCUGAGGGUGAGAAAAGAACGUACUCUAAAAGUCGUGAUCAUAAUAGCUCAAGUAAUAACAGGGAAAAAAAGGCUGAUAGAGAGCAAAGUCCAGUGUCAAAAACAAAGCAAAGCAGUCAGGACAAUGAAGUGAAGUCCUCCACAUUAAAAAAUCAAGAGGACGAAAAGACCAGAUCCCCGGUGGAAAAAGAAAACCAAAAAUCAAAGGGUCAAGAAAAUGACCAUGUACAUGACAAAAAUAAAAAAUGUGAUCAUGAAUCAAGCCCUGGAACAGAUGAAGACAAAAGUGGAUGAGUGAGUUGUGUACUCUUAAUUCCUUCCUGUCUCAAAUUUUCAGUUUUUAAGACUUACUGUUGAACCUCCCUUUUUUAUUGUUUUCAUUGUUUUGGAGUUGUUUAUGUUUGUCUCCCCCCACCCCCUUUUUUUUUUUAAAUGUGGACUUCAUUGAGUUGAUCUUUUGAUAAUCUGCUACCUGGAUAAUUUGUACUGCUAAAGUUUUAAUAAACUUGAAAUGAAAAGAAAAACAACACUUUGGUGUAAUACUGUGUGCUAUGUUAAAUUCUUAUGUAUUCAUUUUUGUGUUGCAACCGUCAAUAGCAGCCUACUUUGCUUAAUCAGCCAUUUGGAAACAAGCUUAACUGUUGGUUGCAGUACAUUGUUGUAUAGGCUUGUGUUUCUUUUGAUACAAAUCCCUUUAGAAACCACUUGAAGUUUUGUAUAGCUUUUUGGGCUUUGAUUUUUCAUUUAUAAUUCAUGGGCUUAGAGCAGUUUCCUUAACUAACAGAAGCAGGAUCCUUAUGUGAUCUUAAACCUUCAUUUGAUUUUACAGUUAUUUGUACUUUAGUUACUUUUUUUGUGCUUUAUACCUUAUACUUUACAAUUCCAGCUGUAGCUUGUUUCUUAAUAUUGUCCACGUUGCUCUGCGAGCUAUAAAAAUGAGGUGAGUGCUGUUUUCAGUUCAUGUGCUGAUUGAGCUUGAGUUGCUGUUAUACAGCAUUUGACAGAAAUUAGACCUUGGAAGACCAGACUGUAAUUUUCAAUUCUUUGUUGCUUUUGGUGUGAAGAGCUGAAAUUGUUGCUUUUUAAGAACAUGUUAUUACCUUUUUCUACAAUUUAAAAAAUGCAUUUCUCAUUAAAACAUACUACUUGUGUAGAUCCUUCUUAAGCUAGACAGAUUCUAAAAAGCGUUAGUAUUGGAAAUAAGAUUUCCCUAUUUUGGCUAUUAGCCUAUAUCACAUUGAGUGGUAAUUCUGCAUGAUUUGGGUUUGUUUUUUGUUUUUUUUUUUUUAAACUUGGACUAACUUCUCUGAUUCUCAUAGCUGUGAAUAUGAAAUGUCAAGAAGAUGCAUCUUUCUAUAUAUGUACCAUGAUAGGCUGUGUAGCAUGUUUGUGACUCUGGUUUCUUUCUAUUCAGAUGGCUUUAGACCAGUUUACUGUUAACAUUAUUUUAACUUGGCAUGUAUAACAUUGCCAUAUAAAGUAGAAUAGAAAGUUGCAAAAUAUGAUACCGUGCAGAGUUAAACACUAAACAUAUCCAAAGUCCAUUCAGAAUUUUGUGUGUUGUAUUUUGCUAUUUUUUUGUGAUGUGUGGCCUUUUAUUCUGUAAUAUCCUUCUAAAUAAAACAUUGAACAUCCAGCAAACACAAAACCUGCCUCAUUUGAGAAAUAUUUCAAAAAUCCAAUUAAUAGUAGCCUUUAGGACGUUUUUGUACUCUAAUAUUUGUCAGUAUAGUGUCAGCUCUUACCAAGGUAGCUUCUUGGUAAACCCACUAGCUUUUCAAUGAUAUUUGUACUGAAUAAAGUGAUGCUUAAUAUACUUCCCAUUAUUGAUUACUAUGGUAAGAUAUAUUUGGCAUUGUAGCUGGUACAGAAUGAAGAGUGCAGUGAUUAUAAAGCUAUUUGGAACAUCCUAAAGCAAAUACCCACAAUGGAUUCUUUACAAAUAGUUUUUCUUGAUGGGAAUAGUUAAUAUAUACGUGAUCUGUUACAUGUCUUAAAAAGUUGAUUAUGUCUUAAAUUCAGUUGUGUUUUAAAAUAUAUCCCAAACUACCUGAUCUUUAAGAAAGGAAUUUCAACAAACAUUUUAAAAUCCAUACUUUUUUUAAGUAAAAUUACUUUUUUUUUCUUAUCUAGAGCUUUUACUUGUUAGCAUAUACAUUAUAAACAAGAACUUUCCAGUUCUUUAGGAAAGUAAACAUGGGAGAAAAUUGGUAAUGUCUGUAAUAUCCUCCAAGAGAGCAGCUCAGAGCUGAGCAUUUACGGGCUCCCCCAACUCCUGCUUUGUUAGUUUGUUAUUUUUUUCAAUAUGACAGAUAAUGGGGUAAAUAGUUGAGAAAAGACAAUCUAGAUUUUUUUUUCAGAAUAAAUAAUUAACAGCAUUAAUUGUACCCCAAGAUUCACAGUUAUCAAUUGCACAAAGCCCAAAUUCUUGUUCUAGUAGAUUUUUAGUUAUUUGUACAUCAUAUUCCCAAAACUAUUUCCCAUUUCAAUUUUCCCAUCACAUUGGCUUUCUAAGAAUAUCUAAAUUUACAGCUAAUGAAUAGUUUUUAAUACCCCUUGAAAGUACUUUCACUUGUUUUUAUUGCUUGACUCCAAAGCUGAGGAAAUUAUUUCAGUAUGUAAGACUUUGAUGAUUAUUGUAUGAAUUAUUGUUCUGGAUAAGUUGUUUACCACAGAAAUUGACACUACAAAGAGAUCGUUAGAGAAAGUAAAGCUACUGUAUUGUACUGCAUUGUAGCUGAUACAGAAUGGUUACUUGCUGUAAAGACAAGACUGUCUGGGAACAGCUAUCCAACGUUUAAAGUGCUCUUUCACUUAAAAGUUAUGCUAAUCUGCUAGCUUUCUUUGCCCCAGUGUGAUCCAGCUGCUCACUGGCUUUGCUUGCAUCCAGUGGUAGGUGUCAAACCAAGAACCUUUAUGUUCUGGAUAGGCACAUGCUGGGGUUCUGGUAUUUUGGGUAAUAGUAUUAACUACUGCUCCUACUUUAUUUUCUAGUGACUACUUAGAGCAGUUAGUAUAAUUGAUCCUUUGUUCCAUGUGUUAAUAGCUUUCAUCAUGGAACCUUUUACAGCAAAUUUCUGUAAAUUUCCCAGAAAGGACUUAGACUUAACUGAUUGGUAUAAAAAACUAAAUGAGCAUUUUUCAUUCUUUUGUUUCUAUUUACUGUAAUUAUUCCCUGUAGGGUUUAUGCAUUUACAGUUGACAAACUCUCUGUGUAGUUUGAGAAACUUUAAUUGUAAGAAUAUAUUUUUAAACUAAUUGUUUUUAAAAAUAAAGUAUCCCAAGGAAACUGAGUGUUGAUUGCCAUUACUGCCUGCAGUGGGCUUCUCAAUGUCUUGAAGGGAUUCACCUGCUGUGUGACAAAUAAACAACAAAUCACAUUCAUUUAAAAAAAAAAAAAAGGCCGCACAGGCCAAAGAGGAAGAAGUGUUAAGGUUUUACUCAUUUGCUCUCCCUGACUCACCCCUAGUACUGGAGGAUGGAAGGGCAUUCAUUGGUUUGUAUUUCUGUCUGGUUUUGGUUUUCUUUUAUAGACAAUUCCAUGUUACUAAAAGCACAUUCUCUGUAUUUCUGCCCCACCCUCUUUGUGUGUUUAUAGUAUUUUUGAAAGAUUGACACAUAAAUUGGGUAUUUCUAUGGAAUCUUGAGGUGUGGCUGCUCUCUGUGGAAGGGGAAAGCAUAAUUAGGUUAAUGCACUUCUUUUCCUAGCUCCACAGUCACUGUGAUGUAUAUUUUUUUAAUGGAAUUUAGAAAACUUGUUUUCUCAAUUGUAAAAUUAGUUUAAAGAUGCUGCUUCUCUUAUCAUUAGUCUAGUAAAUGUUGAACUGUUUUCUGCAGAUGGCAUUUUACAAAAUUUAAACUUCAAAACUGUAUUAACUUUUAUAGUUAAACAUUGUAUUAAAUAAAGUAUACUACAAUAAACAA
Mus musculus (house mouse) is the source of this 6349-nucleotide messenger RNA. RefSeq names its product peptidyl-prolyl isomerase G (cyclophilin G) (gene Ppig). Gene Ontology annotation, cellular component: nucleoplasm; nuclear matrix; nuclear speck. Gene Ontology annotation, biological process: protein folding. Gene Ontology annotation, molecular function: peptidyl-prolyl cis-trans isomerase activity. The transcript is spliced from 15 exons. The coding region runs from base 461 to 2719 and encodes 752 amino acids. Lineage: Eukaryota; Metazoa; Chordata; Mammalia; Rodentia; Muridae. The record is from RefSeq and is marked validated.